This is a messenger RNA of Rhagoletis pomonella (apple maggot), 3782 nucleotides long. RefSeq lists its product as uncharacterized. The record is from RefSeq and is a predicted model, not a curated record. NCBI's taxonomy places the organism in Eukaryota, Metazoa, Arthropoda, Insecta, Diptera, Tephritidae. The transcript has 5 exons. Gene Ontology annotation, molecular function: protein binding. The annotation marks the transcript as partial.
GUUAUUGUUUUUUUUCUUAUUUUGUUGACUCUUGUUAACUUUUUCUCUACCUUGUUGUUUAUUGCUUACAGAGUCCAAGUGCUCGAGUGGUUUCAACAGUUGUACGUCCAAACAGAAUCGUUCAGAUCGGACGAGGAGUCACAACGUGUCCGUGAGGCGGGCAAUAAUUGCUAUCGCAAGGAACAUCAUCCACUCAAGGCAUGCGAUCUGUAUACUGAGGCCAUAUUUCUAGCGCCCGUCGAAGAGGAUGCGGAAAAUACAACAGCGGCAAUGGCACAUGCCAAUCGUUCGACAGUGCUGCAUGAUUACGGCAUGUAUGAGGAAGCCUACGACGAUUGCUUGUGCGCCCUGGAGCUGGGCUAUCCCGAAGAGUAUAAUGCGUUGAUCAAACUACGCCAAGCCGCUUGUGCCUUAAAGUUGCGUAAUUUUGCGCUCUGCGAGCUGCAUGUGCACGAGCUGUUGCACAUGGAUCUCUCCGAGGCGUUUGAGGCGCGCACACACGAACUCUGGCACGAAUGCGAGGUGCUGAAAUCGGAAAAAAUCGACAUGGGCGUACAGACGGACGAUGAUCAUUACGCGGCGAUGGCGCCGCCACCGCAACACAUAUUGCACGGGAGUAGCAGCAAUCGGUUAAAGGUCUACGAAGUCGCCUGGUCGGAUACCUCGAAUGCCAUUACAACGACGCGCCGCGCCUAUUUGCGCGCCACCACAGACAUUGUCCGGCACAUGCCCAUUUUCAACGAGCACGCUGCCGUUUUUGUGUCCAGCGGCCAAGCGCGCAUCUGCGAUAAUUGCGCCAUCACACAAUUCAUACCAUUUCCAUGCGACUACUGUUCGAAUCGCACAUCCGUUUAUUGUUCGCGUAAAUGUCGUAGCCAGCACUCCUCCAUACAUGUGCUCGAAUGUUUCGCCCACCAGAUUGAGCUGUUCGAGGAGUUUGGCGAGGCGUUCGCCAAGCCACGUCUACUGCAGCUCGCCUUUCGCAUGCUAAUCACCGGUUUGCCACAAGUGAUGCCGCACUGCCGCAAACGGCCGACUGUCAACAAGAUGUGGAACGCCUUCAAUGGCAUACUCACCGAACGUACGGACAUACCCUAUUCGGCGCUGCUGCGCCUCGAAACGCACCUCGACAAAAUCGACGCUGAGACGACUGUUUCGCUAGCGAUUGCCGCGCACAUACUGGCCAUCUACUUGGCCGAAUGCACCGACUUCUUCGAGCACCUCGAUCUCAUGAUGCCCGCCCCAAUGAAGUUGGCACGCAGCGAAUGGAUAUUGCUGUCCGCUGCGCUACUGCUGCGCCACAUUGGCCAGCUGAGGCACAAGAAUCUCAUACACUGCCCGUCCUUUGUGCUGCCCGCAGAUCCGCACAUACUCUCGCCACUGCACGAGUACAGUCUGUGGUCGGCGGUGAAACAUGUGCGGCAGGGCCAAUUGCAUUUGCUGGCCGGUGAUGUGACGUGUAUCGCCUAUGCGGUCUAUCCGCAAACGCUUAGCCUGUGUCGGCAAUCGUGCGUUGGCCAAGUGUAUCGUAAGCAUUCGGGUCGGCAGGUGAGCGCUUAUGCGACCUGUGAUAUACUGUUGGGCGCGUGCAUUACCAACUGCUUUGUCUAUGCUGGGGACUAUCGACAAUCGUUGCACGAGACACGGAGGCAGGACCUCAAGGCGCGCGGCAUCGACUGCAAGUGCGACAAGUGCUUUCGUCCAUAUCCGGAUGAGGAUUUUCAUAAAUUUCAUCGCUAUCGCUGUGAUAAUCCAAAAUGUAUGCAAAUAUUCACACCACCCGCCAGCGAUUUCAAAAAUACACGCAAUUUACGCUGGUGGCGCAGUCCGUAUUACAAAAACCCCAUCAACGAGGGCACCGAUCUGCUGGUGUGCAGCGUUUGUGACGAAAGCCAAAAACUGGAAUGGUUUUGGACCUUCAACGCUGCACUGAGCGACUGUGAUGCGGUUGAGGUGCGUUGCAAGUUGUAUGCGGCCGUUGAGCGGGCCGAAACGCAACUUGUAGAAAUGCACGAAUGCAAAGUCGCUUUGGCGUGUCAAUUAGUCGAGCAAUGUUUAUUGAUGCAUCGAGAGGGGCAAAAACCUUUCGACGAUUGGGAAUUCAAUAAGCUGGGCUCGAUUAUGCGUAAUGCUCUCAAUAUUGUAGCUGCACAAUAUAGUGUCUUUAGCAUAGAGUAUAUACAACACAUGUCCUAUUUUUGGGAUAUCAUGGCACUUAGCAAUUACAAAUGUAGCGAUAAGGAACUGAUGCAAAUGUUACAAGCACUCGAAUACAUACCGGACGAAUACAAGGAGAUCUUCAUUAACUACUAUGACGACUUCAUAACACCGAAAUUCGCUGAGGAAACCUAUACAAGUCUUAUGGAUACGCAAGUUUAGGAAUUCAACAGCUGAAAUAGCGCAAAACCACUUAUUAUGUACUAUAAACUGCAGAAAGGAUCAUAGCAAAAUUACAACAAAACGGACUUUGGCAAAAGGAACAACAUAAAAACUAAAACUAACUAAGAACUACAUGUAAGAAAUAUAAGAGCGAUGCUGUAAAUUGAACUCAAAAAACUCGUUACUCAGUACUCGAUAGGUAAAACAAAGACAUCCACACAAGCUACACACAAAUAACAGAAAAGACCAUAAGAACACAACCUUGACUGUAGUCUCAUAUUUAAGAAGGUAAAAAUGUACUUUACUCGCUUACAUUCUGUUUUUGGUUAGGAUUUAUUAUACAUAAAAAUCGUCAUUACGCGGAAAUACUCGUUAAACAAAAAGCAAGAAAAAUAACACUAGUAAGCUAAACAAAUUACAUACUCAUAAUAGGAAGAGAUGUUAAAUGACGCACUAUUGAAGUUACAGAGAAGAGCAAGGUUAAGACAAUGUCAGUGCAAAUAAGAACACGAAAUGCUGGAGAGUUGAGGAAAUAGUAACAACAGAAACGGUCAAAGAAAAGAGCAGUAAAAGCAAUACUCUGCAACAGAAUUACAUUCGUUAAAACUGCAGUGGGAUAUCGGAAAAUCGUUGAGCACGCGUUUUUGCGAUUUCAAUUUUAUUUGUACCAGUUCUGUCUUUGGUAAUCUGCUUUUCCCUGUCUUAAGGACUUAAGGUGUUGUUCAUAAAAAAAAAAUGUGGGUAUAAAAUCUAGUUUUCGAAACAAAGAGGUAUGUAGCUGCACGCAAAAUGGUGGCAAUAGGAACUGUUUGGUUCAACAAAGACUCUGUGAAUCCUGUCAAAACAAGAACCGAAUGCACGGCUUUUGUUAAUUCAAUAAUAUUUAAUCUUCAAACAAGUAUUACUUUGAAAGCUGUCAAAAAAGUAUACCCAGUGCACCUGAGAGGCAACACCUAAAAGCGCUAUGUAGUAUGUAUGCGCAGAAGACUUUAGCUCUGUUUUCGUAUUUUCCAGUAAGAAACUGUCCAGUAACUUGCCAGUAACCAAAUUUGAGAGAGUAAGCUAACAAGAAAAACCAGCAAGAAGUUGCAAGUUUAAUGAAUAGCUGAUUAAUUUGUUGUUUUCCGAAGCAACUUUCUAAGAAAAACAGUAUUUCCCAUCGUAUUAUACAUUUAAAUAGAUUUAUUUUGUCAAUUGCAACUAUAAAAGCUCCACAAACAAUUAUUUUCCCAGAAGAAAAUUCAGGUAGGCCUUCCUAAGUGAAGCCUUUAUAACAGGCCUACCCAAGAAGGGCUGAAAAAAGUGCUUCCUUGCAUGCCUUCUAAAAGGACUUAUCCAUUUACAAUUUACGCGAUUGCAUAAAUUUAUAUUAUUUAGAAUUAAAAAUUUAUUUCAAUAAACAU